AUGACAGCAAGAAAAGUUGCGCGUCAAGCGGUAUCUACUCCGCAGAAUAGUUCUCUCAGUAAAACUGAGAAAAAAGAGAGCUCCCCACCUACAUCUUGGCUUGAGCGUAUUGAGGAGCAACUGGAUUCACAGAGGAAGAUUAUUGUGGAAGAGAUAGCUGAACGGUUAAAAUCAUCUGAAGAACGAGUGAUGCAGCGAUUUGGCGAGUUAACGGCUGAGCUGGCGAAUCUAAAAAAGGCUUUGCGAAAAAUGGAAGAACGAGUGGAAAAGGCAGAAGCUCAAAUUGCGCAAAAUGAGCAGCUGCAAAUGGAGGUAGCGCUGCUUAAGACUGAGCUUAACGAAUGUCAAAACCAAGCCGUCUCCACCGAUAUCAUUAUCAAUGGUCUCCCCUAUGUGGAUGGUGCGAUUUUUACGGAAGACCAACGAGACAGCAGCGUUGAAUACUCAUUUAAAUACGCGGUGUAUCGCAUUAACAAAGACAAGAUGCUAUUGUCAAACACACAGCUAAUUUAUGAUAUUGAGUACGUGCCACGUGAUGAUUCCUUCCGUACAACAAAAAAGAUAUGUCGCCAGUUGGAGUCUGGAGUUCAAGUCAUUUUUGGUCCAACGGAUCCCUUGCUUGCUGCCCAUGUGCAAUCCAUUUGUCAAUCAUUCGAUGUGCCACAUAUCGAGACUCGCAUAGACUUUGACACAAAUUUCAAAGAGUUCUCGAUAAAUCUUUACCCAUCUAAGCGGCUUUUGAGUUUGGCACACCGUGAUUUGAUGAUUUUUUUGAACUGGACAAAAACUGCCAUUAUCUAUGAGGAUGAUUAUGGCCUCUUUAAUCAACAAGAUCUGAUGCGUUCGACGCCAGAUUUCCGCACCGAAAUGUAUAUACGCCAAGCAUCGCCUGCAAAUUAUCGGCAAGUUCUGCGCGCCGUUCGUCAAAAGGAAAUUUAUAAGAUUAUUGUAGAUACUAACCCGACAAAUAUAAAUAGAUUUUUCCGAGCGAUUCUUCAGCUCCAGAUGAAUGAUCAUCGCUAUCACUACAUGUUUACCACAUUUUGGCUUUUACCUGAUCCGUUUCGAAUCGGAUUGCAAACCAGGGCUGAUCUUCUGCAUCAAAUAUCUAGAUUAUCAGCCCUAUUCUGCAUUUCGAUUACGUUUCCGCAUUCUGCUCCGCAACAAUCGUAAAUUGGUAUUCUGAGUUACGAUCGAAUCGAAAGAAGAAGAGGAAGAGCGAAAACAUCUGGGAAAUCAGCUGGUUUCCUAGGAAUGUGUGAAAUCGAAACAAAACAAAAUAAAUAUUUGCCACCAAAUAUAGCAGCAUAUGAAGUUAAAAUUUGUAAAUAUUUU
This is a messenger RNA of Rhagoletis zephyria (snowberry fruit fly), 1335 nucleotides long. Its product is annotated as glutamate receptor ionotropic, kainate 1-like. Lineage: Eukaryota; Metazoa; Arthropoda; Insecta; Diptera; Tephritidae. The record is from RefSeq and is a predicted model, not a curated record.